Protopterus annectens (West African lungfish) is the source of this 2261-nucleotide messenger RNA. It is a transcript of the gene IER5L, whose product is annotated as immediate early response 5 like. The record is from RefSeq and is a predicted model, not a curated record. Lineage: Eukaryota; Metazoa; Chordata; Ceratodontiformes; Protopteridae. The coding region runs from base 130 to 1068 and encodes 312 amino acids. The transcript has a single exon.
UGUAAAAAGCGCUUAUUGCUUGCAUCGAUAGUGCUCGUGUUGAGUUUUUGUAAUGUUGGCCGUCUUAAAGCGGCAGUGACCAAAAAUAGUCCGCCAGUCCCUCUAAUAAAGAAAAACCCUACCAUUUUUAUGAACUUUUGGCUGCUUUACAAAGAGACGGAAGCAAUGAUAAACCCGAUGGAAUGUACAGUAGAUGCACAGAGUCUCAUCACUAUUUCUCUAAAGAAAAUCCACAGUUCAAGAACGCAGAGAGGGGGGAUCAAGCUGCACAAAAACCUCCUGGUUUCUUAUGUGCUUCGCAACGCCAGACAGCUGUACAUCAACGAGAGGUACGCUGAGCUGUACCGACGGCAGCAGUACGAGGAAGUAAUGACAGUCUGCAAUGAAAUUCAGGAGCUGGAUCCGUUAGACAUUGCCGAAGAAGAGGUUGCGGAGACCGAGAGCUGCUGCGCAGGGAGCCUCUUAGAGGAGCCGGAGAGCGUGUGUGGCGCGCUGCUUGCCAGCCAUCACCAGGAGGACCCUCUACAACAGCAGCAGCUCCAAGCGCAAGAGGUAUGCAAGGAGCCGGAGAGCAACUUCUACCGGAGCUGCUGCAUGGGAGCGUACCCUGUCACGAACUGUGAGUUUGCCCAAGGUACCAACAGCAGCAGCAGUCUCCACUGCAGCAAAACUACAGUGCUGGACUUGGACACGCACGUCGUUACCACUGUAGAGAAUGGCUUUAUCCACCAGGACUGCUGUGCUUCCCAGUGCGGGUGCCAGAGCGCACAGGCGGCAGCCAGGAAGCGCAAACUGGACAUGCAUUAUUAUGUGCCUCCCGAGGUGGAGGAGACGCACGAUUUUACACCGUGUAAGAGAGCCAGGUUUGAGGAUUACACCUUCCAGAGCUCACUGGAACAGGUCUCGGACACUUCCAGCAUUUCCAAUUUGAUCUCGAUUUUUGGAUCAGGAUUUACGGGUUUGGUUAACAGGCAAGCGGACUGUGAGCCCUCCCUGAAUGGACAGUUGUGCAGCAAGCAGGCACUCGCAAGCCUGGGAGCAUGGACUAGAGCAAUAGAGGCGUUUUGAUGCCAACUUGUGUCGGAUGAGGAUGUUUAUAAACUGUAAACUACAGAAGAGAGAAACUGGACUUUAUUUUUGCAAGAGGCACCUAUUUAAAUAUUAAGCUUUUGUUCUAUGGUGAAACCGAUGUUGCCACGUGAUGUGAGGCUUUUAAAAAGGAAAUGUCUAGUUUUCUCCCCACAACUGUUACAAAGUUAACCUAAGUGCAUCUUAUGUGGGGUCAUGAUUCUGUUCCCCUUAUACGGUCCUGCUGAGGGAGGUUAUAUUCAUUCACUCCAAACUUUUGCGGGCCCAACAAUCCUGUUAAUCUUAAUGUCAUAUCAAAACAGUAUACUUUCAUUAGACUUCACUAACCAAGUUGUCUACUUUUAACAUGUUGGACCUAGAUGAACACGAGCGUACCUGCUGUGGUACUACGAGUAUUGUAAAUCAGUACUGGAAGUCAUUCGUUUUUACUGAUUUCUUUAUGUUUUACUUGGGACUUGAGAAUGUUGUUUACCGUAGUUAUAGACAUUUCCUUUUUGAAAGUCUUUGUCUACUGGGUGUUAUGUUUAAAAUAGCAGAUGAAGGCAGAAAUAAUAACAUUUAAACUUUUUCUUUCAGUCAAAUUGGAAUGAUAUGCUAAUUCUUCAUAAGUAACACUACAGCGUGAUGAUAAAAAUGCAGUAGGUGGCUUUUUUUUCCUGUUCCAGAUGUUUUGUGGGAUUUGUAGUCUUGAUCAGUUAGCACCCCCUUUAGACUACAGGAUACUGGGACAUUGAAAGAAACUACUUAUCCCAUGAUGCACCACACACAGUCUCUUUAAAGUUUAUGGUUAAUACCUUAAUGUAGGAGUUGUGCUAAAUGUGAAUUUUUUUUUCUCCUCUGACUGUCUGUAAUAUUUAAAAAGUUAAAUUGUUCUGGUUUCAGCCUUCAGUGAUUUUCAUGAUGCCAGCAUUGUUUGGUCUUGUGAGAGAACAAUUUGUCAUGUAGUUAUUUCACAACUUAAAACCUUUUGUUGUAAAAAGGUAACAUUAGACCCUGCCAUACAUACCUUCACAGUAUAAGCACUAUGUGUAUUACAAACUGUUGCCAAACAUUUUUUAUUUCUUUUCUGUGUUUGUACCCCUGUAUUUUUUGUGCAUAUUGAAUUGUAUAUCACCGGGUAAAACUGUUCAGAUUGUUUUAAAUUUAUAAUCUUAAUAAAAAUGUCAAGCAAA